CGAAUCUUUCGCGACGCCACGUGAUUAGUUGCUAACAAUGUCAUGUCCUCUGUCUGGGGGUAGUUUGUAGUCAAGCAAUAAGAUGUAGCUGGUUUUCUGGAGUGGUCGAGGUCGUUCUCUAGCUCCUAACAUGUCGGUUGUGACAGUGCAGUUAGGUCAGUGCGGAAAUCAGAUCGGACCGGAAGUGCUCAGUACUGUGUAUGAGGACUCCACUGGAGCACAUGCAAGAACCUACAAAGAGUGCAGCUAUGAGAGGUUCUUCAGGGAGGAUGCAGAAGGAGCGCUGGUGGCACGCGCAGUUCUUAUUGACAUGGAGCCCAAAGUAAUUGCCCAAACCAUAGCAAAGGCAUCAGGUUCAGGAAAAUGGAGAUAUGGGGAAAAAAGUCACUUCUGCCAGAAACAGGGCUCUGGAAACAACUGGGCAAAUGGGUACUAUGUUCAUGGCCCUCAACACAAGGAUGUCGUGGAAGAUCUGGUGAGGCGGGAGGUAGAACGCUGUGAUCGGCUUGCAGGAAUAUUCGCCAUGAUGAGUGUGGCAGGAGGUACUGGUUCUGGAGUGGGCACCUAUGUCACCCAGUGUCUACGAGACACUUAUCCACAUUCGUUUAUUCUUAAUCACCUGACAUGGCCCUAUGGAACAGGAGAGGUGAUCGUGCAGAACUACAAUUCGGUUCUCACCCUGUCCCGACUCUACACGCUCUCCGACGCUCUCGUGGUGCACGAGAAUGACACGGUUCACAAAAUCUGCAGCCAGCUGAUGAACAUCAAGCACAUCUCUGUGUCCGACCUUAACAAGGUGAUCGCUCAUCAACUGGGUAGCAUGCUGCAGCCUGCAUACACCACUGACUCGCCUGCUCACUACAGCAGAAACCCAAUAGGUGAAAUGCUGAGCUCCCUGGUGUGUCAUCCUGAAUACAAACUGCUCAGCAUGUUGAACAUACCUCACAUGGCUCAGACAUCUCUGGAGUACAGUGCCUACACCUGGCCCGGACUGCUCAAGCAUUUAAGACAAAUGCUUAUCGCCAAUGCCAGGAUGGAGGAAGGUAUCGAUUGGAAAGUGUGUGUGCCGUCGAAUAGAGCAGAGGGCGGAAGAAACCCGCACGUGGGCUUCAACAGAUCCCUCUCUAACCUUCUAAUACUCAGGGGGAAAGAGGUUUCCUCUGCGGAUGGAGGAGCUUUUAAAGAGUCUGGACUGUACGUGCCGUGGCUUCCAGCAGAUGGCACUUUCCAUACAUGGCACUCCCCUGUGCCAUUCAGUGGCUAUGAGAAAUUGGCCACUUUAAUCAGCAAUAACCAGUCACUUUUAAAUCCUCUGGAUAAUAUAGUUCAGAAGGCCUGGAACAUGUUCGCAUCGAGGGCGUAUAUUCAUCAAUACACCAAAUUCGGGAUUUCAGAAGAUGAUUUUCUUGAAAGUUUUACCAUGUUGGAACAGAUUCUUUCCAGCUACACCCACCUCUGAAACGACCUCAGGACUUUGAAUAACUUUUACAUAAAAAUGUUUGUUUUCUA
This is a messenger RNA of Silurus meridionalis, 1509 nucleotides long. RefSeq names its product tubulin, delta 1 (gene tubd1). Gene Ontology annotation, molecular function: GTP binding; structural constituent of cytoskeleton. Gene Ontology annotation, biological process: mitotic cell cycle; microtubule cytoskeleton organization. The record is from RefSeq and is a predicted model, not a curated record. NCBI's taxonomy places the organism in Eukaryota, Metazoa, Chordata, Actinopteri, Siluriformes, Siluridae. Gene Ontology annotation, cellular component: cytoplasm; microtubule. Bases 131 to 1459 code for a protein of 442 amino acids. The transcript has 8 exons.